Molecule: messenger RNA, 2568 nt
Organism: Calidris pugnax (ruff)
Lineage: Eukaryota; Metazoa; Chordata; Aves; Charadriiformes; Scolopacidae
Gene: N4BP3
Product: NEDD4 binding protein 3
Exons: 5
Coding region: 52-1851 (599 amino acids)
Cellular component (GO): cytoplasmic vesicle
Source: RefSeq, a predicted model, not a curated record
CCAGCACCUGGAGAGACCCAGUGCUGGCACCGGGCUUUUCUCUAAUUCUCCAUGGCAGCAGCACAGGGUCCUGUGACCUGUGAGCCUGACACCCGCAUCCUCGGCACCUACCUCUCCUCGGAGCCCGUCGGCCUCGUCGGCAGCAUGGGCAGCGUGGGCAGCCUGGUGGAGAAGCAGGAUCUGUCCCCCCUGGAGCUGCGGGCCCCGCUGGGGGGCUCGCGGGGGCUUCGGCAGCCCGACGGCUUGCUGCGGAAGGGGCCGAGCCAGCGGGAGCUCUUUGGCUACCUGCAUGGGGCCAAGAAGGAGACGCGGUCGGAGCGGAAGCACCAGACGUCGGGCGCCUGCUACAAGCGGGACUACGAGAGUGACCGCGAAAACCGGUCCCCAGAGCGAGGUUCUCGUGAGCAUCACCGUGGGGCCGACUUCUCCAAGAGCUCCCUGCCCGAGAGGGGCCGCUUCGACAAGUGCCGUAUCAGGCCCUCGGCUUUCAAGGCGGUGGCUGGGAAGGGGCUGGUCUCCAUGCAGGGCCUCUCCUCGUCCAAGGGGCAGAAGCUGUCCAAGAGCAAUGGGAGCCUGCACACGCUGCUGUCGCAGAGCAGCACGGCGGCCUCGCAGCACGGCCCGCUCCGCACCCACCUGCUCCACGCCAUCAGCCUGGAUGAGGCCUCCGACUCCAGCCACAACUCCAUCCAGAGCUUCCCCUCCUACGGCUCCCGCCUCAAGCCUGCCCAGAGCCAGUUCAGCGCCUCCAUGGGCCACAUCAACCACAUCGGGGGUUCCUUGGACAGGGUCUCCCGGAACCCCAGGGACCCCCUGGCCCCCGAGAAGGCACCUCUGUCCUGCAAGAGCAUGGCCACGCUGAGCCGGCUGCAAAGCCCUGGGGAGCCCCCGCCGCCCUAUGAGUUCACCUACUCGCUGGAGGACGCGGUGAAGCAGCUGGAGGACCGGCUGCAGGAGACGGGAGGAGAGCUGCGGCAGCUCAAGAGGAGCCUUAGUGAGACCGAAGACCCCUUCACGCAGGCGUUUGAGGACAAGCAGCGGCUGUGGCUGGACGAGCUGGAGGAUCUGAAGCAGAUGUACAUGGCCAGGCUGCAGCAGGUGAUGCAGCAGGCGCAGCGUGGGCAGCGGGCGCUGCAGCUGCAGCUCUACAAGGCACAGCAGGAGAAGAAGCGGCUGCAGGAGGAGCUGAGCAUGCAGCAGUGCCAGUGCGAGGAGUCCAAGCUCCGGCAGUCCCAGGGGGAGCGUGUCAGCCCCAAGCUGGAGGAGACCAAGUGGGAGGUGUGCCAGAAGGCAGCAGAGAUCUCCCUGCUGAAGCAACAGCUCCGGGACACCCAGGAGGAGAUGGCUCAGAAGCUGGGUGAGAUCUUCAGCCUGAAGACGCAGCUGCGGGAGGCCAAGGCGGAGGUCCAGGCCAGGGAUUCCCAGCUGGCACAACUGGCAGACUCCUUCCAGAGCCCCCCGGAGCCCGGUGCCUCGCUCCCUCUGGGCGAUGACCCCAUGCCGGCAUGCCAGGACUUCCCCGGCUGCGAAACUGAUGACUCCAAGUGCCGGGGCCUUCACAGCGACACGGCGGAGCCCCUGGAGCGGCAGGUGGAGUGGCUGUGGGCAGAGCUGCUGCGGGAGCGGCGCCAGGGCCAGCUGCAGGCUGUGAACUUUGAGCUGGAGAGAAAAACCUGGCAGGAGGAGAAGGAGAAGGUGCUGCGGUACCAGCGGGAGCUCCAGGCCAGCUACAUGGAGAUGUACCACCGGAGCCAGGUGCUGGAGCGGGAGCUGCGGCAGCUGCGGUCGGAGCCCAGGGAUGUCGGGACAGACUCUCCGUGGAUCGAGCGCGUGGAGUCCUCGAAGAUCUGAGCGGUGGGAUGCUGGUGGGACUGUGAAGGGGGAAGGUCUGUUGCUGCUGCAACGGGAUGAUCUCAGGGUCUGCACAAGGACUGGCCGCUCGGCGCUGCCCUGGGGAGAAGGACUGAUUGCGACAAGGGAGCUUUUCCUUCUUGCAGCGCUUCAGGCCCUUCUGGGGGGGGUCUUUAGAGACCAGGGGGUCAUCUGUGCCAGGGUGGGGGGUCUUGCAUGUGCCCCGUGCUCUUGACUCCAGGAGCGCUUGCUCUGUGAUGCCUUCUGCCAUGAGGGCAGAAGCCAAGCGCUCUGUGAGACAUUCCCUGUCCCUCCUGCUCUGCCGCCCCAUUCCCUACAAUCCAGUAACUUAAUAUCUUGCUAAGGAGAGGCUCAAGCCCUGUCCCCAGCCCCAGUGUCUUGCUGUGAGGUUCCAGCUACUGCUCGCCGUGGCUGCCCUGUCAGCAGGGUCCUGGAGCCAGCGGUGCCCUGUGCCUGAGCCAGUCUGUUUUGGUGCCACUGGGAAGGCAGAGGAGGAAAGCCUGACAAAGUGCUGGUACUGCUGGGAGCGGGGGCAGCUGCCCCAGCACCUCUGUUGGGGCUUUCCAUGUCACCAGUGCUGGGGCUGCUCUGCAAUGGAGGGUGGUUAAGGCAGCUUCCCAGCACCAAGCCCUUGGGCUGAGAGGGACAAGUGCCUUGUGCAGUGGGGGAUGUGAGCCCGGUGACUCCGGGAGGCCU